Molecule: messenger RNA, 2693 nt
Organism: Aquila chrysaetos chrysaetos
Lineage: Eukaryota; Metazoa; Chordata; Aves; Accipitriformes; Accipitridae
Exons: 5
Coding region: 1-780 (259 amino acids)
Source: RefSeq, a predicted model, not a curated record
AUGGGUGCACAGACCGAGGGUUUGGGCUUUGCGUGUCCAUCCCACCGUGUCUGCCUGUCCAUCCUGUCGUGUUUGUGUGUCCAUCGCGCCGCGCAGGGCUACAGCGUCCUCCCGCCUGACGUUUCACUGAGCAAAGCCCAGCCAGCAUCUAAACCCGCCGCGUUCCCAUGGCUACCGCGUUCUCCAGAGCAACCGGGACAGCCGCGACCCAGCGCAUCCCAGCCUGCGGCACGGAGCAGCCCCCAGCCCCGCUGCGGGACCAGGCAGCUUUUCAAGCCGCUCUCACUUCUGGGUGGCUGGAGGAGUUUCCUUGUUGCAGACCCUUCUUGCAAACCCCGCUCCCCAGCCCAGCCAGCAGCAGGGGCCGUCUCCGCUCCCCAAAAGCCGGUCUGCACGCCGAAACGGGGGUGUGACGGCUCACCAUCGUCGGACCCUGCGCUGAGGGAGCUGCUGCCCAAAGGACGCUCUGCUGCCCAGCAUCAAGGAGCUGCCGUUAAGAGAGAACGUGGAUGGGACUCCUCCUUGGGAAGGAAAGAGAUGCGCUUUCUGCCCGUGGCCGUGGCUGGCAGUCUCCAGCCGAGAACUGUUUUUUCCGACGGUCGCCCACAGGACCCCUCCCUGCGAGGCAGCAGACCCUUCCCCUGCUUGGCCGGCCGCGAAGCCCCCCGGGUGACUCCUGUGCUCCGAUGGCUCUGGCUCCCAUCCCUCAGCGGUUUCUCAGGAAGCAACGUGGUUUUGACAAAGAGGGAUGUUGAGACCCAUGAAAUUAAAGAAGUCUGAUGGAACAGCACAUGCGCUGCUUGCAGCAGCUGCAUUAAAGCAUCGGGUGCCGGGGAUCUGCGCUCCAAGGUAUCGGAGGUGCCUGGAAACGGCCAGGGAGAAGAUUCAGCUCCACUGAACGUAGCUGCCGAAGCCAGGCAGGAUGCCCACGCCACCCCGUCUGCUCUGCGGUCAGCAGGGAGGAAUGGGGCCCCAGGGAGACAACAGACCCUUGGGUUUGGUCGGGAUGUGUUCCCUGGAGACGUUUGCUCCUCUCUUGUGGAGGGUAGUUUGUUAGAUGCCUGGCGUCUAGAUGGUUAAGGUUUGGGGAGAUGAGUCCCUUCCCAGCUUCCUAAUAAAUCUGAACACAAGUCAAAGAUGAAGAAAAACCUUUAGAUUUUUCUUUUCACCUGCAAAGUUUAGGAAAAUGAGUUGAACAUUAGGAAGCACCAGCGCAGUGGCAGCAGACCGUGGCAAUGGGGGAAGCAACUGAAGAGCUGUCUGGGUCAAUUACCUAGGCUGUUAUGAUUAAGAAUUAAAAUCUGAUCCUCUUGGAAAGUCUGAUGUGGGGGAUUGCAUGGAGAAACUGUUUGUAGAAAAAACAAAAGUGACAAUUGCGGCUUACUUCCUUUAAGAUCUGAAAACCCUAAAACUGCUGCUUCUACUGCUGCACUGGGAAGAUGCAGGAGUUACCGGGAAGUGCAAGACUCUCUCUACUAUUCCACGCUUUCAGGCAACGUUCAGCUUAAUCUGUAGCAGAAAAUUAAGGCAGAAGAAAAUGUGCAAUUGAAUUUGAGCAAGGACCCGUGAACCACUCUUUCCUGGAAGAACAAUGACCCUCUCGUCAUCAUCGAAAGAAAAGUCUACCUGCGGUAUCAUUUUUAUUCUCCGGCUAUAGACAUAACUCACUCUGCAUCUUGUCCAAACCUCCUUCCUAAUCAUCAUGAAAGAGGUUGACAAGGUGCAAGAUUAUCCUCAAAUAUGCGCUUUUUCUUACACUUAUCUGACUGUCCUUCAGCAUCUGACUAGCAAUGAAUGGGUAUAGAAAAGAAAAAUGAAUAAGGAGGGGAAAUGAGCACGGGGAGAAGAGCUCUGCACUCAGACAGAAAUUGUUAUUUCACUUUGGUUGUGGAAUGGGAAUCCUUGAAGUCUCAGCACCUUUUGGUGCCGAUCUGUGAUAUUUAAUAUUCUCUAACAUGCUUUCUCAGCUGACAUCCCUUUAAUUAGCUGAUACUCCUCUUUACUCUCUAUAGCCACGAGUUUCCAAAAGUACUUCAGUGACUUAAACCCAGCCACUUCCCAGGAAAUUUACGUGCUUGUGGUGUCUCAAAAGUGCCACCCGCUGCAGAAUUGGGGUUUCCCCGUCUCUCGGUGGCAGGUUACUGCGGGGCCGGCCGUGGGUGGGCUGUACGGCACGCUGCCAAGGAGGGAAUCCGCAGCAAGUCCAGUGGUUUAUGGCUUAUAAAAAUGACACUAUUAAAUGAAGUGAGACUUUGAUUUUAUGGGGUAUGAAAUGCUGCUUACAUACUGCUGCCUUCAAUGGAGAUGAUCAUUAAGCAGUUAUUUGCACAAGAAGCUUGGGUGAAAACUGGAUAUUUCCCCUGGCCUGGGGACGUGCUGCCGACAGACAGCACCCGCUCUGCUGCUGGAAAAGCAGUCGAAAGCGAAGAGCUGCCUCUCCUCCGUGUCACUGGAGAGGAGAAGCAUCCUCAUGUCUGCCUGGGCAGACUCGCGCAGGCUUUGGAGAUGCUCUAUGACUGCGUUCAACAUAGGGACAUAACGUGUGUGCAUGUAUGGAACAUAGACUAUUACGAACAACAUAUGCAUUCACGGCGUGUCAGAAACCCGCCCUGCAUUGCCUCAACUGCUGUACCAGCGAGAGCCGACGCGGCGGGUCCUGCCCGGCGGCUGCCCGGUCAGAGGGACGCAGGACA